AUGACGACGGCCGCCAGCAACGCGGUCGUAUUGAUCGAGAUCAACCCGCUGUGGGGCGCCGCGCUCGGCUGUCUCUUUCUGUCGGACGUGCUGCCCCGCGUGGUGCGCGCCACGUGGUACGGCAACUUGGUCGCGAUCGGCGCCGGCCUCUUUUUUCAGGCCUUCCUGCUCUGCUGCCGCCUGUUUGGGAGGCGAUGCCCCGGCGCGCCCACCGCUGGCCUCGCGUGCUGGGGCGCGCUCGGCUGCGGGAUGACGGCGGCGAUCGUCGCCGUCGCCCACGGCUCCGUCCUCUGCCCGCCACACGCCGAGUUCUAUCCGCUGAUCAUUGGCAACGGCGCGCUCGCCGGCCUCGCGUGGGUGUGCUGCAUCAAGGCGUGCCAGCUCGUCACCGGCGCCGAAGUCGGCCUCAUCCUCCUCGCCGACAUGCCGCUCGUGCCGUUUUGGGUCUACCUCGGCCUCGGCGAGGUGCCGUCGCCCUUCACGAUCGGCGGCGGCCUCACCGUGUGGGCGACGCUCGGGGUGCAUGGCUGGCUCGACUACCGCGCCGGCCGUGAGGCGGAGCGGUGCGACGGGGCGGCGCGCCGGCUCGAGGAGAGCCACCUUGAGGGCGGCAAGAGGACAGAACUAUCGAUAGAAAGGUUUAAUUAG
Molecule: messenger RNA, 648 nt
Organism: Emiliania huxleyi CCMP1516
Lineage: Eukaryota; Haptophyta; Isochrysidales; Noelaerhabdaceae
Exons: 2
Coding region: 1-648 (215 amino acids)
Source: RefSeq, a predicted model, not a curated record